Dictyostelium discoideum AX4 is the source of this 1212-nucleotide messenger RNA. RefSeq lists its product as hypothetical. The transcript is spliced from 3 exons. Gene Ontology annotation, molecular function: transferase activity, transferring phosphorus-containing groups. Bases 1 to 1212 code for a protein of 403 amino acids. NCBI's taxonomy places the organism in Eukaryota, Evosea, Eumycetozoa, Dictyosteliales, Dictyosteliaceae. The record is from RefSeq and is a predicted model, not a curated record.
AUGAUAAAUAAACUAAAAUGGAGAUUUAAAACAAUUGCUAUUGUAUUAUUUUUAGUUUUUAUAACAAUAAUCUCAAUGACAAGUUUUGAAUUUUUACAAGAAAUUGUUGAAAUAGAACAAACAUCAAAUACUUUAUUUAAAAAAGAAGAAUCAUCAUUAAUAGGAAAAAAAAAAAAAAAAACUAAAAAUAUAUUUUUAAGAGAACAAGGAAUUAAACCAUUUAAAUCAGAUUGUAAACAUAUUGAUAUUGUUUAUACAUGGGUUAAUGGAUCAGAUCCUGUUAAUAUUGAAAAAUAUAUAAAAUAUGUUGAUUACAAUGAUAGAUUAGAAAGUAUUACAAAAGGUAGAUAUAGAGACUAUGGUAUUUUAAAGUAUUCUUUACGAAGUGUUCGUAAAAAUGCACCAUGGGUUAGAAAAAUUUUCAUAGUAACUGCUGAUCAAAUACCUACAUGGUUCAAUACAUCAACUAUUGAUGAUAAUGUUGAAUUUAUAUUUCAUUCUGAACUUUAUAAAAAUAAAUCACAUUUACCAACAUUUAAUUCAGAUUCAAUUGAAAUUAAUUUAUUUAAUUUACCAAAAAGAGUAUCAAAUUGUUUUUUAUAUUUAAAUGAUGAUAUUUAUUUUAGUAAUCCAGUUUUACCAAGUGAUUUUUAUGAUGAAAAUUUUAAUCCAUAUAUAUUUCAAAGACAACAUAAAAUAUCAAGUGAUUUUGAAAUCUAUGAAAAUGGUACAAGAGGCAGUAUUCAUUAUACAAGUAUGAUAAAUACUAAUAGGGUAUUGGAUAAACUUUGGUUUAAAUCGAAAAGAUAUAGAAGUGAUCAUGGUGUAUUACCAUUGAAUAAAAAGAUAUUGAAAUUAAUUUAUAAGAAAUUAGAAGAAGAGGUUGAAGAAACUUCAUCUCAUAGAUUUAGAGAUCCAAAGGAUUUACAAUUUUCAUUCACUGCUAAUCAAUUCACAAGAAAGUAUAGUACUUUUCAAGUUAAACCUGGUUUCAAUAGAUUAAUACCAUUAAAAAAUGUACAAUUUCGUCAAUAUUUAAAAUUAAUAACCUCUUUAAAAUAUAAACCUAAAACAACUUGUUUAAAUGAUAACUUUGAAACAUUCAAUAAUAGAAUUUUAAAAAGAAUUGAUAAAACUUUAAAUUUUUUAUUUCCUCAAAUUUCACCUUUUGAAAAUGGUUAUUUUUUAAAUAAUAAUAAUACCAAUAUAUAA